AUGGGCUUAGGGAAAGUGGGACUCUCAUCCUCUAUAUUAUUUUUAUUUCUGAUUUUGCAGAUUUUCCUUUCUGAGUACCAGAUGAUGAAGACACCUUGCCACAUAGAAAGAAUUUACAACCCCACAUAUAGAAAAGAAGGAGACCUAAUCAUUGCCGGAUUCUUCUCGCUUUUUGUGAAGGUACAGAUUUUAUGGGAGAUAAUUUCUUCAAAGAGUCUCCCUUCUGGACUUUUGCAGAACCAAAGUGAGUCAAUGUUCAAACAAUAUCACCAUUUCCUUGCUCUCCAAUAUGCUGUGGAUGAGAUCAAUAAGAACCCCGAUUUGCUGCCCAACAUAACUUUGGGAUACCAGUUACUCAAUAACUUCCAUCUGGAGAAACUAGCUGUGGAGAGCGCCUUAAUAUGGCUAUCAGGGAGAGGUCCAGUUAUCCCCAACUAUAGAUGUGAUAGACAAUCCAAUAAUGUGGCUGUCAUUGGAGGGAUGUCUACUAUGCUGUCCAUGGCCAUGGCCACCAUUCUUGAACUGUAUAAAGUUCCCCAGAUUAGCUAUGGCCCAUUUGAUCCUCUCCUGAAUGAUAAGGUUCAGUAUCCAUAUGUCUAUCAGCUGGGCAGCAAGGAAGCUACUCUUCACCUGGCAUUCAUCCAAUUGAUGCUGCAUUUUGAGUGGACUUGGGUGGGACUGCUCCUUUCGGCUAACACAAAAGGGGAAACGUUCUUCAUUGAUCUGAAAGAAGAGAUGGCCAAGAAUGGGCUCUGUGUGGCUAUUAAGGAAAGAGUGCCUCAAAAUAUUAGAGUAAAAGAAAGUUUUUAUCUUGUUUCUAGUGUCAUUGCAUCAUCAUCAAAUGUGAUUUUCAUCUAUGGAGAUUCUGAUUCCCUUCAAGAACUUUCUAUUGUAUUGAACACGUAUAUACCUUAUGGAAAGUUGUUGGUUACCACAUCUUCUUGGGAUUUUUCUAUCGAUAUUAAUUUUGAACGGUUUCCCAUUUUUCAUGGUACAAUACUAUUUUCUCAUGCCCAGAAGGAAAUUCCAGGUUUCACAGCUUUUGUAAGAAAUAUGAAUCCAGUCGUGAAUCCUGAGGACAUUUUCCUAAAAGCCUUCUGGGAAGCUGUCUUCAAUUGUAGAUUUUCAGAUAAAAAAGAUGGACAGAUGUUCUAUCCUUUGUGUCCAGGAGAUUUUUCCUUUAGAGAUAUUUCCUUUAUGAAAAUUGACAUGGUCCUUAUGGAACUGAUUCCUAAUGUUUACAAUGCAGUGUAUUUAGUUGCCCAUGCUCUCCAUCAAAUGCUCCAUUCUGAGGCAAAAGAGGCAUCAGACCUGGCAAGAAACUCAAAUUUUUUUUGGAAGCUCCACCACUUUCUGAAAUAUAUCAAUUGUGCCACUAAUUCCAAUGAUGAGUCAUGUUGGAACGGAACCAAGCCAUUUGCUGAGGCGUAUGAUAUCCUAAAUUAUAAAUCGUUCCCUGAUCAGGUAGAGACGCUGGUCAAAGUGGGUGAAGUGUAUCCUCUUGCUCAGAGAUUCACCAUUAAGGAACAAGACAUAGAUUGGCCAGAAGAUUUCCCUCAGACUCCAACUUGAUUGCAGUGUGAAUAUGGCCCUGGAUUCAAAAACAUUCUUCAAAAACCAACCAUCUGCUGUUUGGUGCUUUCUUCGUGUCCUGAAGAGAAGAUUUCCAACCAGACUGAUGCAGAGGAGUGCCUGCAGUGCCCUGAAGAUCAAUAUCCUAAUAAGGGGAGAGAUCACUGCCUUCCCAAGACUAGGACGUUCCUGACCUAUGAGGAACCUCUGGGAAUGACUCUGGCCUGUGCAGCCAUCUGCUUCUCCCUUCUCACAGUGCUGGUCCUGGGGAUCUUUCUGAAGCACAGGGACACCCCCAUAGUCAAAGCCAAUAACCGCAGUCUCAGCUACACUCUGCUGGUCUCCCUCAGCCUCUGCUUCCUCUGCUCCUUGCUCUUCAUUGGCCAUCCUACCACAGCCACCUGCCUGUUGCGCCAAACCACAUUUGCAGUUGUCUUCACAGUGGCCAUUUCCUCCAUUUUGGCGAAAACCAUCACUGUGGUUCUGGCCUUCAGGGCCACCAAACCAGGGAGCAGGCUCCGCAGGUGGCUGGGAUCCACAGCAUCUUACUCUCUCAUUUUCACCUGCACCCUCAUCCAAAUGUGUCUCUGUGGCAUCUGGCUUGGGACAUCCCCCCCCUUCCUGGAGAUGGACAUGCACUCUGAGGCUGCCUCCAUUAUCAUCCAGUGCAAUGAGGGCUCCCUCCUCAUCUUCUACUGUGUCCUGGGCUACAUGGCCUUGCUGGCCUUGGCGAGCUUCACCGUGGCUUUCCUGGCCAGGAACCUGCCAGACACUUUCAAUGAAGCCAAGUUCCUGACCUUCAGCAUGUUUGUGUUCUGCAGCGUCUGGGUCUCCUUCCUGCCCUCGUACCAGAGCUCCAAGGGCAAGGCCAUUGUGGCCUUGGAAGUCUUUGCCAUCUUGACCUCCAGUGCUGGGAUUCUCACUUGCAUCUUUGCUCCCAAGUGCUUUGUGAUCCUUCUAAGAGCUGAACAAAAUAUUCUGGGGACAUUCAAAAAGAAAGCUUCUCCCCGAGAAGUCGGGUCUUCUCAAGCUCACCAAUCACAAUCAAGGAACUCUUUUGAUCCAAUAAUCAUAAUAAAAUAUUAA
Sarcophilus harrisii (Tasmanian devil) is the source of this 2658-nucleotide messenger RNA. Its product is annotated as vomeronasal type-2 receptor 26-like. Gene Ontology annotation, biological process: G protein-coupled receptor signaling pathway. The record is from RefSeq and is a predicted model, not a curated record. Gene Ontology annotation, cellular component: membrane. Gene Ontology annotation, molecular function: G protein-coupled receptor activity. NCBI's taxonomy places the organism in Eukaryota, Metazoa, Chordata, Mammalia, Dasyuromorphia, Dasyuridae.